CACUUUCAAACCACCCAACCACUCCAUCCCUCCAUCCACCUGCAGUACCUCGUCCACCGAUCCACAUCACAUCGGCCCCCCUCCCCUCUACGAAACCCUUUAAAUAGGCCGUGCGCCCACCCAGCCGUCAAAAUGCCUCUCUCCGAAGUGCAACGGACGCAGAUUUUGGAAAAGAUGGUGAAAGAAGGUCGGGAAAAGGUGUUCUUCAACAUCCAGAUCGGCAAGAAGGACGAGGGUCGCGUUAUUUUUGAGCUCUACAAUGAUGUCGUGCCCAAGACGGCCGAGAACUUUCGCGCGCUCUGCACGGGCGAGAUGGGCGUGGGGAAGAGUGGGAAGCCGUUGCAUUAUAAGGGCAGUACCUUCCAUCGGAUCAUCAAGCAGUUUAUGAUUCAGGGAGGCGAUUUCACGAUGGGCAAUGGCACGGGGGGAGAGAGCAUUUAUGGUGCGAAGUUUGGGGAUGAGAAUUUUAAGAUUAAGCAUGAGAAGCCUUUUUUGCUUUCGAUGGCUAAUGCUGGACCUGGUAUGUUUACUCCCCUUCUCUCUCUGAUUUUCUUCUUCUUCUUUUCUCUGGAUAGCUUCAGUUUUGGCAGAUUUACAUGGCAAGGCGGGAAAGGGAUGGACUAAUCAGAGACAACAGGCACAAACGGCUCCCAAUUCUUCGUCACCACCGUCCCAACCCCCCAUCUCGACGGAAAACACGUCGUCUUCGGCGAAGUCAUCUCCGGAAAAUCCAUCAUCCGCAAGAUCGAGAGCCAACCCACCCAAGCCGGCGACAAGCCCAACAAAGACGUAACCAUCACCGACUGCGGCGAGCUCACACAAGAAGAAGCCGCCCUCGCAGCCGAAACCAAAGUCGCAGACGCCACCGGCGACGAAUAUGCAGACUUCCCAGAAGACCUCAUCAAGUCGCCCACGCCCGCGGAGAUCGUCAAGAUGGCCACUGACAUCAAAGGCUACGGAAACAAGGCCUUCCUGGAACUCAAGAACCUCCCUCUCGGCUUGGAGAAAUACCAAAAGGGUCUCCGAUACCUGAACGAGGAUAUGGGCGAGGAGAAACCGCCGUUGAAGGUCAAGCUCGACCUCGAGAACCUGCGGUACGUCCUGAACUCCAACUCAGCGCUGCUGUGCAACAAGAUGCAAGAAUGGGCCGACGGCAAACGCUUCGCGACCGCGGCGCUCGAGGCUUCGGAAGAUCUCAGCGGCCCCGAGGAAUGCAAGGUGCUCUUCCGUCGGGCGAUUGCCGAGUUGGCGUUGAAGGAGGAGGAUGCCGCGCUGGAGGAUCUGGAGCGUGCGAAUGAUCUGGUUCCUGGGGAUGCGGCGGUCGUCAAGCAGCUGAAUACCGUCAAGAAGGACAUCGCGGAGCGGAAGAAGAAGGAGAAGGCUGCUUAUAGUAAGUUCUUUAAGUGAAAAGAAAAAAAGGGGGUGGGGGAGGUAGGUAUGUGAGGAAUGCAUCUAUCUGAUGAUAAAGGGAUGGAUGAGGUGAUGGAUGGGUGGGUGUUUUACGAAUUUACGAGUUCCUUCAUGCGAUUGAACGACCGCUGGUGGUGAAAAGCAAUAAAAAUUAAAUGAUGAUCCUGGCAGGCAUAUACAAUGGAUAUGCUUUCCUUUGUUCCUUGGUGCGUUGGUGCGUGG
This is a messenger RNA of Hymenoscyphus albidus, 1632 nucleotides long. Lineage: Eukaryota; Fungi; Ascomycota; Leotiomycetes; Helotiales; Helotiaceae. The record is from the annotation of a GenBank genome assembly.